UGCAAUAAUUCUAUGGAUAUUCUUGCUUAUCUCAUCCCGUGUACCGAAAAAUUUAUUGGGGAUAACUAGGGUAUCAUUAGUUACUAAUUUGAAUUUGUUGAAAGGUUGAAAGUCUGUUGUUGUACAUGUAUGCAAAGUGUUUGUUGAAAUGCCUAAAUGAGUUUUAGAACAGGAAAACAUUUUUUUUGUUAUUAGUUUCUUUGCUUCAUAAUGAACAAGGUAUUCGUAGAUCGGGUUAGUUACCAAUUUUCUUCUUCUUUGUAUUUGGAUUUACUGCAUUUGAGCCGAAGGUUUUUCUGAAACAGUCUCUAUCCCUCCACGAGGUACUGAUAAUGUUUACGUACACUCUACUUCUCCCCUCCCUAGGGGAAUGUUGUUGUUAAUUACAAAUUUUGGGAAGUUGAACUGGUUAUUUCUUGAUGUAGUUUGUGAAUUGUAAUACCCUCUUUAUUGGAUACCGCAUACUCUUGGAAAAUGUUGCUUCUAAAGCUUGGAUGCUAGUGUUUAUUUGUGUUUUGAAUUGUCGUUGAUCAUUCACAGAUCUUGUUGGCUUAUUGCUUUUCAGUGCCAGGUCGAGUCAGCUACAUUAGCGAAAAUGUGUAGACAAAACCAGCCAACUUUCGCUACAAGAACUUGUACGACACUUUUGCAGUUAGGAUAUACAGUGCCAGGCCGAGUUAGCAACAUUUGCAAGGAUGUGUAGACAAAUCAGCCAACUUUCAUCACAAGAACUUGUACUACACUUGCAGUUAGGAUAUACUGGUAUGAUUAAUCAGUAUCAGCCAAAACGAAGAUAAUUAAGGAUCAGAAAUUGGUUAACAGCUACGUCAUAUGAGAUUCCAAACUGGUUUGAAAGGACGGAUCAUGUAUUGGGAAGUCAUUGGACUUGUAUGGAAAGAAUGAUAUGUCAUUUUUAACAUUCUAGAUGAUUCUAAAAGCAGUUAGCGAAACUCAUUCUCCCCUGACGCCCUUAAUGCAAAAGUGCAGAACUCUCAACCAUCUAAAAGAGCUCCAUUGCCAACUCCUCAAACUUCACCUCCCAGAAACUCCGUCAGCCAUUGCUCCACUUCUUUCAUUUGCCGUCAAUUCUAGGAUUCCUUCUUUCUUCAACUAUUCGCGUAUUGUGUUUCAAAAUCUUGGCUACCAAAGUACCUUUUUGUACAAUACCAUGAUCAGAGGAUACAUGCAAUCAGAUAUGCCGAUACCAGCAAUUGUAUGCUACAAAGACAUGCUGAGAGAUAAACUUAUUGUGAAUAAUUAUACCAUUCCACCAUUGAUAAAGGCUUGUUCAAUGGUUUCAAAUGAGUUUAGGCUACUUGGGUUUUCAGUCCAUGCCCAUUCACUGAAGUUGGGAUUACAACAUGACCGGUUUAUUGUUGCAUCAUUGAUUGAAUUUUAUUCCCUACAUCUCGAGAUGGACAGAGCACGUAUGUUGUUUGAUGAAAUUCCCGACAGGGAUGUGGUUUUGUUUACUACCAUGAUUGAUGGAUACGGGAAAAUAGGGGAGGUGGGAAAGGCCAGAUUGUUGUUUGAAGAUAUGACGGAGAGGAAUGUGAUUUCUUGGAGUGCAAUGAUGGCAGCAUAUUCACGGGCUAGUGAUUUUAAGGAGGUUCUAUGCUUGUAUCGGAGGAUGGAAGAAGAUGGUCUUAAGCCCAAUGAGUCUAUUCUUGUAAGUGUCCUCACGGCUUGUGCUCAUCUAGGUGCCUUAGCACAAGGCUUUUGGGUACAUUCAUUGGCUAAGCAUUAUAGUUAUGAGUCGAACCCAAUAUUGGCUACUGCAUUGGUUGACAUGUACUCUAAAUGUGGGAGAACAGAGUUGGCUUCAUCAGUCUUUGAAGAGAUGACUUAUAAGGAUACUGGAGCAUGGAAUGCCAUCAUAUCAGGCUUUGCAAUGAAUGGAGAUGCAAUGAAAUCAUUUCAAUUGUUCUAUAGGAUGUUAGCAAGUGGGAAUCAACCAAAUGAAACAACAUUUGUUGCUGUGCUCUCUGCUUGCACUCAUGCAAAUUUGGUUGAAAAAGGUCUUUCACUGUUUGAAAGAAUGAGCAGUGUUUAUGGGGUUGAACCCAGGUUUGAGCAUCGUGCAUGUGUGGUAGACCUGUUAGCAAGAGCUGGUAAGCUCGAGGAUGCUGAGAAGUUCAUUGUUGAGAACAUGGGAGGGAUAGAGAAAGGGGAUGCUAAUGUGUGGGGAGCUUUACUUGGUGCUUGUAGGGUCUACGGUGAUCUUAAAGUAGGUGAUAGAAUAUGGAGAAAGCUGUCUAACGUGAAGGUAGCUGACUAUGGUACUUACGUACUUGCAUACAACAUGUACAAGGAAGCUGGUUGGGAAAUGGAAGCCAACUGUGUUAGGAAAUUGAUCGAGCAAAUGAGGAUAAAGAAGCAGCCUGGAUGUAGCGUCGUAGAGGUGAAUGGUGUGGUUAAAGAAUUCCUCGCGAGUGAUCUUUUACAUCUUAAGUCACGAAUAGUCCACGACGUGCUUGAGCCCUUACCUAAUGUAAUGCAUCUUAUUGACUGAGCAUGAUGUCGUAUGGUCAGAUUAUGGACAAAAAGCUACUUGGUUCCCAAGAUUGCUCCAACUCCAUGAAUUAAGGGGUCGUUUGGUAGCUGAUUUGGAGGUGAGGUAUGCAUGUAUUAAAUUUUGUUACAAGUAAUUCUACAUUCGGUAGUUGGUUAGGAGGUGAAUUAGUCAUGUAUAAAAUUAAUACGGUGUUUGGUUUGAAAUUUUAGAAAGCCACAUGACUAAUACAUGUUUAAGUUGUAAGGGUAUCUAUGUGUUAUUUUAUGCGGGAUAAAAAGUAAAAUAACUAAACUCCGCAUGAAAUAUUAUAUAGAUUCAUUACUUAUACUUGCAUAAUUGUAACCAACUCUCAAAUGACACCUGUUCUGUCAUUUACUUUCUUACAACUUAUGCCCAUUAAUACCAACCUUGUACCAUUGUCUCUGUGAUGUGACUUGAGUGGUCCUAGUAUCCAAUAGAGAAAAAUCAAAAAUGGCUCAUUAUGUUUGGGAUAGGCUUAAAAUAAUCCCUUAAAUAUACUUCCUCAACAGUUUUGGUAGUUUUUAAGUUUGUCAUAAGUGAGCAUUGGCUGUUAGAUUUAAUUAGAAAUUGUUGAAAAGAAAGAAUUAACAGGAACUCACAUUAUUUUUCAGUUUCUGCUAGUUUUUUUUUUUACUAAUGUCUUUGGGUGGCUUGAAGAUCUGUCUACCUCCUAAAGUUGGAUUACGUACCCUUCCCAGACCCCACUUGUGAGAUUGCACCGAGUAUUUUGUCGUUGUUGUUUGCUGAGCGACUGGAAGACAAAGUCAACACAGAACACCAAGUUUGCAUAUUAGCCUCAUGUUUCAUUUGACUGAAACCUCUAUCCAGUCCUUGAUCCCAUAUGAUCAGUUUGUUUAUCUAGGACACUUGAAAUGGCUGAGGCUGCCAUAGUCAAAGCGAUAUCAAAAAUCUCAGAACAAGCAUUUUUCCUAUAUGGAGUGAAUGAAGAAGUAAGAGAACUUGUUACAGAGCUGGGACGUAUGCGAGCAUUCUUGAAAGACGUUGAUACAAGAAAACAGAAAGGAGAAAGAGUAAAAAAUUGUGCUGAUGAAAUUCGAGACCUUGCACAAGAUGCAGAGGGCGUAGUUGAGAAGUUUGCCGCUGAGGUAAUGAAGAGAUCAAAUGGGGAAGACACUGUUUAUUGUUUCUGUACAAUGUUAGCUAAUGUUGUGAAAGAGGUUAUUCCAAGGUACAAAAUAGGGUGGGAUAUAGGAAAGAUCAACAAGAGAGUUAAAAGCCUCAGAGAAAGUUUAACAACUUAUGGUAUAGUUUUGACUGAUACUAUAAAUGAAGGAGAAACAUCUUUACAGAGUGGAGAUAUUGGUGUUGGUAUAAAUGAAGGAGAAACAUCUAUUAUUAGAGAAGUGAAAUUAGAGAGUGGAGCUAUUGGUGUUGAGAGAUGGGGUGGUUCUGGAGGAAGUCAUUGGAAUUAUAGGCCUAAAGGUGUAGUUAAACAGAUAGUAGUAAGGCAUGGAUUGAUUAUAGAUUCUAUAAUGUUUAAGAGCAUUGAAGAAAAUGGUGUCAUGAAGUCUUCUAAAACAUUUGGUGGUUCUGGAGGCAAAUUGACUGAGAUCAAUAUAGACAGUCCUUCAGAGUAUUUGACAGGCUUAAGUGGGACAUAUGGACUCUAUGGUCCCUAUCUUAUAAUAAAAUCCAUUAAGGUUCACACUAACCUUAGCCAUCAUGGCCCUAUGGGUUCAGUAAUUGAGACUGAUACCAACUUCUCAUUUAUUAUGCAAGGUGGGGUUAUUGUUGGAUUCCAUGGAUUUUCAGGCUUAUUUCUUGAUGCCAUUGGUUUGUAUGUUAUGCCAACAAGCAUAAAUUUACCUUCUUAGUAGGCACACUAUCUCAUCAAUAUAUAUAUAUUUGAGCUAGCUUAUGUUGAUAAGCUUUUAAGUAUAUUGAUCAAUAUCAUCUUGUUUGUUAUUCGUUGUAUUGUAUCGUUUAGUUUAACUGUCAUGUUUAUAUUUUGUAUGGCGUAGUUUAAAUCCAUCGUUGAGUAAUGACGAAAAGUUUCAUAACCAUCAGUUUGGUGCGUGAUCGCGCUCGUUGUAUUGUAUUGUAUUGUUAGUUUAAAAUGUCAUGUUUA
Messenger RNA from Solanum pennellii, 4625 nucleotides. Its product is annotated as pentatricopeptide repeat-containing protein At5g66520-like. NCBI's taxonomy places the organism in Eukaryota, Viridiplantae, Streptophyta, Magnoliopsida, Solanales, Solanaceae. Gene Ontology annotation, biological process: RNA modification. Bases 926 to 2512 code for a protein of 528 amino acids. The record is from RefSeq and is a predicted model, not a curated record. Gene Ontology annotation, molecular function: protein binding; RNA binding. The transcript is spliced from 4 exons.